UGGCGGAAGUCACAACAGGAAUGGAGCUGCUCUGUUGCGGUCGUUGAGUUCUGCGGCAAAACGAAUGCGGAAUGCGGAAUGGAAAAACGAGGAACUGAUAAGUACUACUGCAGUAGUAAGGCUACUGCAAUUACAAAGUAUUUCAUAUGAGAUACAGUAGCACGAAUUGCUAGACAAAAAACAGUCGUUGUUUAAGUCCUUGCAUUCGCUACCAUGCUAGUAGUGUGGUUAUGUUUUAUGUUUUUGACACUGGUCUGCUGUGAUGAGCAGUGUCCGUGUGAAACUCAGGACCUGUGCGAACAAAUCACCGAUGAAAAGGAUUUUGAGGUAUACGUGUUUGAUGUGGGACAUAAGGCAUGGAAGUCCUAUGACUGGACUAAGGUAACAACAGUAGCUGCAUUUGGAAAAUAUGAUCCAGAGCUCAUGUGUUAUGCUCACUCAAAAGGAGCACGGCUAGUUCUGAAAGGUGACGUACAGCUUCCUGGAAUCGUGGACCCUGCGAAGAGAACUGCAUGGAUUACAGAGAAAGUGGACUUGGCCAAGAAGCAGUUUAUGGAUGGGAUCAAUAUUGACAUUGAGCAAGAGGUGCAGGAGUCCACACCUGAGUACUAUGCGUUGACUGCUCUUGUAAAAGAAUCCACUGAGGCUUUUCACAGAGAGAUCCCAGGGUCACAGGUGUCAUUUGAUGUGGCAUGGUCACCCAAAUGUAUUGACAAACGUUGUUAUGACUAUGCUGCCAUCGCAGAAUCUUGUGACCUGGUUUUUGUGAUGUCAUAUGAUGAACAGAGUCAGAUAUGGGGUGACUGUAUUGCUAUGGCAAAUGCACCCAUUUACCAGACUUUAACUGCAUAUGAUCAUUACAUGAUGAUGAAGAUAAACCCCAAAAAACUUGUGAUGGGAGUGCCAUGGUAUGGUUAUGAUUACCCAUGUGUGAAUUUUUCAGAGGAGGGUGUGUGUACAAUUCCUAAAGUACCCUUCCGCGGAGCUCCUUGCAGUGAUGCAGCCGGACGGCAGGUGCCCUACAGUGCCAUGAUGAAACAGAUCAACAGCUCCAUGUCUGGCAGAAUGUGGGAUGAGGUACAGGCUGCCCCCUACUACAAUUACAAGAACAAAGAGGGGCAAGUCCACCAGGUGUGGUAUGAUGACCCAGUGAGCAUUGCUCUGAAGGCAGCCUACGUCAGUGCACGGGGCCUACGGGGAAUCGGCAUGUGGAAUGGCAAUCUCCUGGACUACAGCAACAACACUGUUGCCCAGCAGCAGACGAAAAGCAUGUGGAAUGCCCUUAAACCAAACCAUGAGAAAGAACACUGAGUGAAGAGACAUCCCAGACUCCACAGCUAUUUCUACAAGUCAAUAUAAUGCUUUGUUUUUGGACUGGAGGAAGAACAAGUAUUUUUCUCUUUAAUUUAGGGAUUUGUACUAGUACUUCAAUUAAAUAGCUUUUUUUAUUGCAGUUAUAAAACAUUGGUUGGAUGUCCUUUAAGCAGUUGUUUAAAAAAGACAUUCAAAUUUGUAAUUUAAUAAUAUAAAUUCAGAUUUUCUAUUCCCAACACCUUUUUGAUAUGCAGCUGAGAUGGUUGUUUUUCCGGUUUUGUAACAUAAUUACUCCUCAUAAAUGAUCUUAGUGAUCACUGCGCUAUUGUGUGUGUCGGGAUACCAGGCUCCCAAAAACUGUACCUUGUUUUAUUUUAAAAAUACAUUUUAAAGGGUUUGUAGACCAGGCAUUUUUACACAAUCAAAGAUGUGGUGACUUAGUCUGAUCCCUGACGUGUAGGUUGCGUGGACUUUUACUCUUUUCCUAUCUUAAAUAAUCCUGCUAAAUUUAGGAAAACCAUUACAUCUCUUAACCCUACUGUUUCUGCAACAUUACCAUAAUUCAUCAUUUUCAGCCGAUAACAGAAACAGUGCAAUGUUGAUAUUUUCAAUUAACACUUUUCUGCAGUAUACUUAUUUGGCCACAAAUACAAAGCUCAUAGCACUACUGUUUCAGUGCCAAAUUCUGCUUCUGAUGGUACCUCACUUAUGUAUUGAAGCUUUCUACUGUGUAUAAAUUAUUGAGCAAGUUUCUUCCUACAAAUAUUUGGGAAUGUUCCUGGAUGAAAAUCUCAUUUUUAAAAUGCAAUUGGAAGAAAGCAAUGCCUUAACUUUGCAGCGAGAAAGAAAUUGGUUCAAGCUUCCUUUUUGCCUAUGAUUGAUGAUAGUGACAUUACAUGCAUGCUUCUAACAGGGUCUCUUGCUGUAAUAUACAUUCACCGAGCACUUUAUUAUGAUCAUUUUGUGGUACAUAACAUUUUUCAAACUGUUGCCUUGAUUUUUUUCAUUUAUGUGCUAAGAUAAUACAUAAUACAUUGCUUUGGAAAUAUUACAGUAUUUUUGUAUUUUAUUCCAGAGCCUUUAAUAAACUGAUGAAUUACAACAAAAAAAAUUGAAAUACAAAAUGAUAACCCAUACUCAAGAAUCCAAGCAAUAAACAAGUGGGUUUCACACCUC
This is a messenger RNA of Conger conger (European conger), 2490 nucleotides long. RefSeq names its product chitobiase, di-N-acetyl- (gene ctbs). NCBI's taxonomy places the organism in Eukaryota, Metazoa, Chordata, Actinopteri, Anguilliformes, Congridae. The coding region runs from base 214 to 1311 and encodes 365 amino acids. The transcript is spliced from 7 exons. Gene Ontology annotation, cellular component: extracellular region. Gene Ontology annotation, molecular function: chitin binding; chitinase activity. Gene Ontology annotation, biological process: carbohydrate metabolic process; chitin catabolic process. The record is from RefSeq and is a predicted model, not a curated record.